Molecule: messenger RNA, 747 nt
Organism: Suillus clintonianus
Lineage: Eukaryota; Fungi; Basidiomycota; Agaricomycetes; Boletales; Suillaceae
Exons: 8
Coding region: 1-747 (248 amino acids)
Source: RefSeq, a predicted model, not a curated record
AUGUGGAUUCUACCUGCCAUGAAAAUUAAGAGAACCUCCAGUGUUGCUGGAGAACAUCCUGGCAGUGUGAUGGAGUAUCCACUUGAGAUCUUGUUGAUGGGGUACUACCAAACUGAAAGACCUAUACAUUCAAAGUCUUGUUUGAUGGUCCUGGAACCAAGUAUAGUCUUACGGGGAAUCAAUCCCUUAGACACGGAGAAGGACGGAGGACAGGAAUGGGCAGAGUCUAAGAUGAUAUUCAAACUGGAGAAACUACUACGGGUGUACAAGACCAUUCUUUUCUGUCUCCAAGAGGGAGCAGACCCAGAGGUCACCAUGUGUGUGAAGACCAGUGAGACAGUGAAGGCUGAAGAGACUGAAGAAGAUACAAUUGUGAAGCUCAAGGAAGAGGAUAUGGUGGUAUGUGACAGUGAAGAUGUGAAACUUGAGCUUGAUGGAAUAACGCUGCCAUGCAUUCACCUUCCUCAAAUAUCUGGCAACCCAGAUCCAACUACCAGUGCAAUCAUGCUCACAGAGAUGAAGCCUUGGUGCCAUAUUGUUAGGCCAUUCUCUCUGUCGCAGAUCCCAGAACAGGUAGCCAAGUGUGAAGACAUCAGGCAGGGUAGGACACAUCCCAUCAAGUGGGCUGGUUUUUGGGUCACCUGCACAGUUCCCUGGUCACAAGCAGCUUUCUUCUUGCUAGAGUCCACUGAAUCUUUGUAUUUUACUAUGCACUCACUCCACCAUGUACUGCAAUGUGAAAAAUGA